UUGAUGGAAAAGAAUGAUAUAAAUAUUCUUAAAGAUAAGGAAUUUCACCACAGUAGAGAGGUGUUAUCCGCGAAAAGAAAGCACUUGAAGUCACAGGGACUUGGAAACAAAAAGCUGAAAGCAGAUCCAUUCUCAUCCACUGAAAUAGAUAUGUUAUUUGAACAGAAUCUCCUAGGAACAGGUAGGUUUAUGCAAUAUUAUCCUGUGACUGUGCAUGUACAUAUUAAAAAUGAUAAUGAUAUCAGCUUCAAAAAUAUAUCUUUAAGUUUAAACCAGCUAAAAAGAUUAUAAAGAAAACCAUUUGCAAAGUUUGUUAAUAAGCCAUGCCAGGCAACAUCAACAUAGUUUGUCAUACAUGUUUCAAGACAGUGAACUGGUAUAAUUUUUGGAAAAUGUGCUUCAGUCUUCUAUAUAGUGUCAUUAUUGAAUGUAAACAAUUUCUAGUGUACCUUUUUAAUUAUCCUAAUCUUAACUCUCAAUUCUUACUUUUAGGCACCCCUGAGGCACUACUUAAUACCAUAUGGUUAAACAAUACUUUGAACUGUGGUAUGAGGGGAAGGAAGGAGCAUAUUGACAUGUUUUUUGGAGACAUAAAAAUGAUGACAACAGCGAGUGGUGAACAAUAUUUGGAGUACAAUGAAAGGCUGACCAAAACCAGGACAGGAAACAGUGACAGCAGAGCAUUUGCACCUAAAAUGUUUGCAACACCAGGUAAUCCACGCUGUCCAGUCAAUGCUUUCAAACAAUAUAUUCGCCGCCGCCCUGAAGAUGCUCUGACUCCAGACAGUCGCUUUUAUCUAAGUAUAAAACGGAUAAUACAACCUGAUGCCAUUGAAAAUGCUAAACAAACAUGGUUUAUCAUGCAGCCAUUGGGAAAAAAUACUCUAGGAGAUUUAGCAAAAAAAAUGUCUAUGAAAGGUGGUCUUAUAGGAAGAAAAGUUAACCAUAGUGUUCGCAAGACUACAGUUUCCUCACUUCUUCACUCCAAUGUAGAGGCUACUACAGUCAUGCAGUUGACAGGCCAUAAGAAUGUUGCUUCAGUCAAUGAGUAUAGUUCAGCAUCCUUACAGCAACAGCAAACUAUGUCUAAUAUUUUAUCUGAUAUUGGUCCAGGAAGCCGAGGAUUAUUACCACACGAACCAACUUCAAACACUAGUUUUGAAGCCAAACCUGCAGAUUUUCUUGAGGAUGAUAUUUUUGACAGUAUUGAACUAAAUGAAGUCUGCAAAACAAUAGAAAAUUUUGAAUCUGCAGAAAAAAAUGUAAAAAUAACCAGUGGAAAAUGCCACAUUUUUCCAUUCUUCCACAAGGUUCUAUUGGAAAUGUUACAAUUAACAUUUAUAACUCUGAAAAAUAAGAUUAUUGUUAUAUAUGUGUUGAAUUUUUCACAUCACUUUAUUUUUUCACUGUGAUACAAAUUUUGUA
Molecule: messenger RNA, 1425 nt
Organism: Mytilus californianus (California mussel)
Lineage: Eukaryota; Metazoa; Mollusca; Bivalvia; Mytilida; Mytilidae
Exons: 2
Coding region: 324-1412 (362 amino acids)
Biological process (GO): DNA integration; DNA recombination
Molecular function (GO): DNA binding
Source: RefSeq, a predicted model, not a curated record